AUGGAUUGCAGCAGAGACUACAACAAGGGAUGUGGCGGAGGGAUAAUGUCGAAAGCUUUCGAGUACGUAAUCAACAACCAAGGAAUCACCACAGAGGAUAACUAUCCUUACCAGGGAUCACAACAAACGUGUGAAUCCACCAGCCAAUCACCUGUUUACCUUGCUGCUACGAUCAGCGGAUACGAAACUAUCCCAAGUAAUGACGAGGAAGCAUUGCUAAAAGCAGUGUCGCAACAGCCUGUUUCCACGGUGAUAGAUGGGUCAGGUGCUGCGUUUAAGUACUAUUCAGGCGGAGUGUUUAAUGGUGAAUGCGGGACGGCAAUGACUCAUGCGGUUGCGAUUAUUGGUUACAGGGUACGUGAAGAAGGGACUAAGUACUGGUUGGUGAAGAACUCAUGGGGAGAGUCUUGGGGAGAGAAUGGUUACAUGAGAAUCAAGAGAGACGUUGAUGCACGAGAAGGAAUAUGUGGUUUGGCCAGACUUUCUUUCUACCCACUUGCAUGA
Messenger RNA from Eruca vesicaria subsp. sativa (arugula), 504 nucleotides. NCBI's taxonomy places the organism in Eukaryota, Viridiplantae, Streptophyta, Magnoliopsida, Brassicales, Brassicaceae. The record is from the annotation of a GenBank genome assembly.